CUUGCCCGGAAAUCCUGCUGCGAGUAGUGGAGCAGCCGCGUUCUCGCGGCGGAACAGGAAGUGCCUCCACGGGGGUAGAGAAAAGGUAGGCUCCGGAAGAAGAAACGCGUCACAGCCAGCGCGUCGUCGGGAGGACGUAGUGGCGUCGCGGGAGCAAAGUACGGCGGCAGCUGAAGCCCAGGACAAGGAAGGAGCCCCGCUCCGGAGGAGCCAAUCGCCAUGUCUGGCGCCGCCACCAUUGUGCAUGACCCAUCAGAGGCUGUGCCUCUGUGCCCGACCCUUGGCCUAUACUUGAAGCCUAUUGCGAAGGUGACAAUCUCAGUUUCGCUGCCUCUGCUGCCAGGUGGGGGUGGCGUGGGUGGGGGAGGCGCGGGUGGGGCUGGGGCCCGCGCUGUGUCCACAUGGGAGGUAAUGGAGCGGCUGAGGGCCAUGGCGCAGGCACAGCGGGCUCCAUUGUCGGCACUGCGCAUUGCACGGAGCUCGCCUGACCUGCUACGCUUUGAGGGUGAGCUGGAGGGGCGCACGCUGCUGGGUGCCGCACUACGCGGCCUGGAUGGUGGUGCCAUUAAGCUGGGCGGCUUCCCGGACCCAUUGCGCGUGCGCGCUGCCGAGUCCCGCACUGACUUCCCGUCCCGCCACGACUGGGACUCCUUCUUCCGGGACGCAGAAGACAUGGAUGAGUCCCUCCCUGGGGAGAGACCAGACACCGUGCACCUGGAGGGGCUGCCAUGCCGCUGGUUCGCCCCCCGUGAGAGUGGAGGUGGAAAUGGAGGAAGCGGAAGUGGUGCCACUACAGCAUCCGGGGGUGGGACUCCCGCUCCUGGCUCCUGGGACCGCCCCAGCGAGGAGCUGCUGCGCCAGGCCUUUGGCACAUUCGGUGAAGUCCGCCAUGUGGACAUCCCCAUGCUGGACCCGUACCGCGGGGAGGCUGCAGGACGCGGAUUCCAUGGCUUCGGCGCGUUUGGAGGGAGCUUGCACUUCGAGGCCUACGUGCAGUAUCGUGACUACGCAGGCUUUGCACGUGCCAUGGCAGCCCUGCGUGGGAUGAAGCUCAUGCUCAAAGGCGAGGAUGGCAAGGCCGUGGCCUGCAACAUCAAGGUGUCCUUUGACUCCACAAAGCAUCUGAGCGACGCAUCGAUUCGGAAGCGGCAGCUGGAGCGCCAGAAGUUGCAGGAGUUGGAGCGGAGGCGGGAGGAGCAGAAGCGGCGAGAGAGGCAGGCAGAGGAACGGCGCCGCGAGGAAGAGCUGAAGCAGCGCGAGGCUGAGUGCCAGGAGCGCGCUCGGAGGCGGGAGGAGAAGCUGCUGCGCCGGGAGCAGCGGCAGCGUGAGCGUGAGCGCCGGAGGGGCCGGCGGCGGCGCAAGGAGGAAGAGGAGGAGGAGCAGCGGCAGCUGCAGGGCCGCAUCCGGGAGGAGGAGCGGAAGCUGCUGUUGGCCCAGCGUGCUCUUCAGUCCAUCCGCCUAGUGGCUGAGCUGCUGGGGAGGGCUGAGGCGGCACGCCUGCGUCAGGAUGAGCAGCGUCGGCUGCAGGAGGCUGAGCUGCGGCGGGUGGAGCGAGAGAAGGAGCGUGCACUAGGGUUGCAGAGGCGGGAGCGGGAGCUGAGGCAGCGCCUACUGGCCCUGCUGCUGGGACGGCGCCCUGGGUCCAGAAUCAGCUCCGUGUGGAGCACAAACAACAGCUCUGGAAUUGGAAACAACUCAGGGACUGGAAACGGCAGCUCGGAGACAGGAAAUGGCACUGCAGACACCAGAAACAAUACCACAGGCGACCUGCUGCAGCCAGUCCUGGACAUCCUGCACAGCGUGACCGCCAUGGGCCAGGGGCCUAUACAUACUGAAGGCCACACCCUUGAUGAUGUCACAGCACCCACAGAAAGCUGCACCAGCGGUGACGCCCCCAACCAUCCUGCAACGGACAACGCCACACCCAAGGCCACGCUUGCGACGGGGCCACCAACCCAGCCGAGCACGGGCGACCCAGACCCCUCUGAGGAGCAUGACCCUGAGCACCAGACCCGCCAUGACCGGAAACAGCCACCGCUCCAGCACCGGAAGCGCUCAGGGGAGGGGGAGAGCGGGGCUGCGGUGGACCGCAGGGAGGAAAGGGAAUGGAGCCGGCGGGACCGGAAACGUAGCCAUAGCCGCCGCCAUAGCAGCAGCCGCCAUGGUGUGGACCAGGCCCGCUCAUCACGCUCGCGUUCCCCAAGGCGCAGGGGCGCCUGGCACCGGUGAGAGCCUAGGUACAUGCUGGGAGCCCACUUGGACAUGCCUAUCCACUCCCAACCCCAGGGCUGCCGGGAAGGCCCCGCUCCUCAUAUGCUGUCAGACUUGCUGUUUCCUCUAAUGGCCGCGCCUUCUCAUUCUUCUCUGUCCCCGGGGGUGCCCAGACUGAGGCUUCUGCGAAGCUGCCAGCCUGAAAGCCUUUCCCCCAAACUUGAAAUGACCUGUGCUAGUGUGAGAGCCCGUGCAAAAUAAAUCCCUGAUCUGUGA
Messenger RNA from Acomys russatus (golden spiny mouse), 2487 nucleotides. RefSeq names its product A-kinase anchor protein 17A-like. Gene Ontology annotation, cellular component: nuclear speck; cytosol. NCBI's taxonomy places the organism in Eukaryota, Metazoa, Chordata, Mammalia, Rodentia, Muridae. Gene Ontology annotation, molecular function: RNA binding; protein kinase A binding. The record is from RefSeq and is a predicted model, not a curated record. Gene Ontology annotation, biological process: regulation of RNA splicing. The coding region runs from base 220 to 2229 and encodes 669 amino acids. The transcript has 5 exons.